Molecule: messenger RNA, 1251 nt
Organism: Tetranychus urticae (two-spotted spider mite)
Lineage: Eukaryota; Metazoa; Arthropoda; Arachnida; Trombidiformes; Tetranychidae
Source: RefSeq, a predicted model, not a curated record
AUGCCGAGAAGAAACUUAAACGUAAAAGAAAAAGAAAAUUUAAUUAAUAAAUUAAAUAAUGGUUUAUGUUAUAACGAUGUGAAACAAGAAUUUAAAGUGUCAGUAGCCACUGUAUUUCGGUGCAAACAAAAUUCUGAAUCAAUCAGAGAAGCUAUUACCAGAGGCUUGGGAAACAGAUCAAGGUUGGUAAAAGAUGAAAAUAUUAUUAAUCAUGACAACCUUGUAAAGGAAUUUAUCAAUCGAUGCUCGGAUAUAGGAUUACCAUUGAGUGCAAAAUUGAUUAGGCAAAAGGCGGUCGAAAUAGCAAGAUCGAUUGGAAGAGAUGAUUUGAAGUGUUCCCACCAAUGGUUUCUUAGAUUCAGAGAAAGGGCAAAAGUAAAAAAAGGAACCAUUUCAGGCGAGAAAAAAUCAAUUGAUAAUGAAUUAGUGGACCAAUGGAAAAAAAUUGAAAUACCAAGGAUUUUGAUCAAUUGGCAAGAUGAAUUCAUCUUCAAAUGUGACGAGACAGGUUUAUUUUGGAGACAGUUACCAAUCAAAACUUAUUUCAUUUCAAAAACUGAGCACGGAGGUGAUAAGAUUUUCAAAGAAAGAGUUUCGAUUCUUUUUUGCGUUUGUAAAAAUGGAUUUAAAAUGAAACCAUUGAUUAUUGGAAGAUCAGUGAAACCAAGGUGUUUUCAUUCUGGUUGUUUUGAAAAUUUAAAUGUUGAUUAUAUUGCUCAAGAAAAUGCCUGGAUGAACAGGAAUAUUUUUGAAAAAUGGUUGACCGAUUGGCAUAAUAAGUUAAUUCUUGAUAACAAAAAGGUUUUACUGAUUUUAGAUAAUUUUUCUGGUCACAAUAUUAACUUUAAUCAAUUCCCUAUGAUUACCUUCAAAUUUUUACCACCAUCAACCACAGCAAUGACUCAACCUCUCGAUGGUGGUAUUAUUCACUCAUUUAAGGCCAAAUAUUUAAAUCUCUUUAUUAAUUAUUUACUCGACAAUAAUGUCGACCAACUAAGUCAAUUUGUUAAAACUAUAAAUUUACUCAAUGCAAUCAAGUGGAUUGAUGAAGCUUGGACAUCAGUUCAAGAAGAAACUGUAAAAAAUUGUUGGUCUCAUUUUGGAUAUAAAAGACACUCUAUUGAUGAUAACAAUUGCUCUAAUGUUACAUCUGAUGUUGAUCUAUCAGUUAAUUUGAAUAAGUUAAACUAUAAUUGUUGCUCUCAAGAAGAGUUCAUUGAACAAAUUACUUUUGAAUAUUUUGACGAUUAA